CUCCAGAGCCUUAGACAUGGAGUGCCGAUUCAUAUCGGGGCUGUUAUGGUAGCGGUGCUUCUGCCCGGCUCCUCUCACCGACCGCCCCGUUCCUCCGCACCACAGGCCAGCCAAGUCCGCUUCGUCUGCACUUUGGCUGCAGCUUUGUUGGUGAGCAAGUUGGCCGGCCUGUCGGCCGGCCUGCAUUUGUUUGGCCGACUGAACGCCCAAAUUGGGGCCAACAAAGGAGGAAACGGCCGAGUGCAUGCUGUCAUUGUGCGUUCGCCUGGAGAGGCUGAUUACGGUAACCCGCAGAAGAGGGCAUGA
Messenger RNA from Protopolystoma xenopodis, 306 nucleotides. The record is from the annotation of a GenBank genome assembly. NCBI's taxonomy places the organism in Eukaryota, Metazoa, Platyhelminthes, Monogenea, Polystomatidea, Polystomatidae.